AUGAACUCAGACACUCUGACGCGCGGCCUGCUCUUCCUGUCUCUGGCCGCGGCCGGCGUUCCGGGCAACGGCGCCGUCAUCUGUGCCUUCGUCUCGGUGGCAUAUCACGAGGGUCGCCUCUCGCCCGCCGACGCCAUCGUGCUGCACCUGGCGUCUGCCAACCUGAUGGUGGUGGGCAUCCGCUGCCUGCUGGAGGUUCUGGCCACGUUCGAGAUCUACAACGUGUUCAACGACACCGGCUGCAAGGCGGUCAUCUUCGUCUACCGCACGACCAGGUCUCUGUCCAUCUGGCUGACGUUCGUUCUGAGCGCGUAUCAGUGCCUGAGCGUCGCUCCGCCGGGAUCGCGUUGGGCCGCGGCCCGCUCUCUGCUCGCCCAGUACCUGGCCGUCGUCUUCCUGGCGCUGUGGCUGAUCAACACCUCCAUGAGCGCCGCCCCGCUGAUAUUCGCCAUCGGGGCCCGGAACGAUUCCAGACUCCUGCAGAACGGGAUAAACGUAGAGUUCUGUUUCCUGAGCUUCCCGUCCAAACUGUCGCGGGACGCCAACGGCGCGGCGCAAGUGGGACGAGACGUGGUGCCGAUGGCUCUGAUGGCGACGGCCAGCCUGGUCAUCCUGGUGUUCCUGUACCGCCACAGCCGCCAGGUGAAGGGUCUGCGGGGCGGCGGGGCGAGGUCUUCAGAACGCCGCGCCGCUCUCACCGUCGUCACCCUCGUCACGCUCUACGUGCUGUUUUACGGGGUGGACAACGGACUGUGGGUUUAUACACUGACUGUGCCUCAGACGCUGGGCUCCUCGCUGGUCUCAGAUCUGAGGAUCUUCUUUUCGUCUCUGUACGCCGCCGUCAGUCCCGUCGUGAUCAUCGUCUCCAACAAGAAGGUCAAUAAACAGUUGAAUUGUGGGAAAGAGCCAAAGACGCUCUCGGACGCAGCUCAGCCCAGUGACUGA
Messenger RNA from Labeo rohita (rohu), 945 nucleotides. Its product is annotated as olfactory receptor class A-like protein 1. The coding region runs from base 1 to 945 and encodes 314 amino acids. Gene Ontology annotation, cellular component: membrane. NCBI's taxonomy places the organism in Eukaryota, Metazoa, Chordata, Actinopteri, Cypriniformes, Cyprinidae. The transcript has a single exon. Gene Ontology annotation, biological process: G protein-coupled receptor signaling pathway. The record is from RefSeq and is a predicted model, not a curated record. Gene Ontology annotation, molecular function: pheromone receptor activity.